AUGCCAUCCACUUGGAUCUUGUCGCAGAUUGCAGUGGCUCGCGCACUUGCAGAGCGGCCUGGAGAAGAUUUCUGGACUUGUGCGAGAGACGGACCGUUUUGGCACAGCUUUCGGGAGACUGCGCGGUACAUGAUGUACGAUGAAACAAGUCCGCUGCGAACGUCGCUGGCACGAUUAGCUGGCUUGCUACCGGUGUGGCAGCUACAGGAAAGCGCCUUGUCAGACCCCCGGCGGGUCACGGAGGGCUUUGCGUGCCCUACAGGUGAAGCCUUCCUGAUGCUGUUGGACAUCCUUCUUGUGCACAAUGCUGUUGUCCGUGACACUAAGCCGAGCGAGAGCAACAUUAUUGAGCAGCUUGGCAUGAUUACUUGGGUCAUCAGCACUGCUCGCGUGCCAUCCUUGGAGGCCAUGCUGGUUUCUGGCUGGCCGCUCUUCGGAUUGCUGGCCAUCUUGCAGGAGGGACUUUUUGGGCUGGGCCGCCUGGCGGCGCAGACGCCGUCCUUGAUUCGACAGUGGGGCACGAUGGGAGAAGUCUGCAAGGAGGCUCGGCCGUUGCACGCGGCUUUGCAGACUUGGCUGGAUGCAGUCCCUUCUGCGGAAGAAGCGGUGCCGGCGCUUUCACCCUUAACUCGACUUGAAGCCCUUCGAUUGCGUCAGAAGUUGGCCGCAUCGCCUGGCUUGUGCUCCGAGGAUCCAGGCACUGGCGCUGCGGCACAAAUGCUGUCCAGCGGGCUCUUCAGCGAGGGCUCUGUUUCACUUUGGAAUGGAACAGGCUGGAAGCAUGAGUUCGGCAAGCUGCGACGAAUGAUGGACAAGGCUUUUCAGACGGUAUCCUGGGGCAGACUGAUAUUUACAGGCUGGCCUCUGCUGGCUUUGCUUCACCGUCUUCAAGAGGCCUAUGUCCGCGAGGCGCUGUGCAGCCGCGUUGAGAGGUAUGCUUACGCCAUUCCAAGCAGGGCAGACCCAAAGAGCGUGUGGGUUUGUGUGCGACGUGCUAAUGAUGUUGUCUAUGAGAGAUGGCGCAUGCAAGGAUUCUUUCCAGAUUGCUUCCUGAUUGUUCAAACUGUCCGGGAUGCCUUGCCUGCUGGUUGUCCAGUGCUGGACGUAGGUGCCAACCUUGGUGGAUGUGCGCUGAUGUUAGCGAAGGACGGGCACCCUGUGCUGGCGUUUGAGCCAGUGCCUGUGCUGGCUGGGCUCCUGCGCGCAUCAGUUGAGAGAAACAGUUUGAUGAAUGUGGAGGUGGUGGAAGCAGCUGUGAGCCGAACUUUGGGAAGCGGAUCCUUGCAGUGCACCACUGGGCACAGCGCCACAUGUCAGGUUCUUCCGACGCAUGCUGUUUCUGGCACCAAUGUGACUACUGACUCACUUGAUUCAAUUCUUCACGCACGUGGAUGGUCACAUCCCUGUGCUAUGAAGAUAGAUGUGGAGGGCUCUGAGCUUGAGGUCGUACAAGGUGCUGCGCACACCUUGUCGGGAUGGCCACACAUUUUCCUAGAGCUGCAUCCCUAUGAGCUGCGGUACCGCGGUGCUUCCAGUGCAGACACAUUUGACUUGCUCCUGCACAUGGGCUACAACAUGUUUGAAAGUCCUUCCUGCAGUUCCAAAGUCAGUCCUGCAGAGAAACCUUGGGCAGGGAACGGCACCUAUUCCGGUGCUCGCUGGGUUGAGGGCAGCCCAGUUGCUGGUGUUCGCCUGCCGCCCGUUGAUGGCCACUGUGAAUGCGAACGCGAAUGCCAUCUUCGACUACUGCCAGCUAGUGGUCGGCUCAGUGGUAACUGCCGAUGCUGGGACUUUGACGAAGCUUCCGGCAAUUGUAUGCUGUACUCCAGCUGCGGCAGAGGCUUUGGCUCGCUGUCAGCAGCAAGGGGUUGGUGGGCUGGCGAGCUGACCGGCAACUGGCACAUCUGGAGCUUCAGCUUCAAUGUUGUGGCGGCCAGCACAGUGCUGGGGAGCCUCUUCCUCGUAAUUGUCUUUGAGAGCCAGAUCAAGGAGUUCUUAAUGCCCGCGCACGAGGCCUUGGAGGGAAGCUGGUUUGCAAAGCUGAUGCUGUUGGUGCUGCUCAGCAAGGCACCAGAGCCCAGUCCUCUUGUGAUAUUACUGGCUGCCAUCAUGGUCUGGUCUCCGCCAGAGAAGCUGUGGCUCAGCGUUGUGGAGCUGAUGCCCAAACUGGCGAUCCCCAGCGUAGACCCCACCGGACAGGGGGUGACUGUGGCACUGGCCUUGUGGGCCAUGUUUGUGCUGACCUACUUCACCAACGGGACCCUGUUACUCUCAGUGGAAACGUUUUUUCCGCAGCUGGUGGACGGGUAUCGCAUCCAGACGCUGAAGUCCUCGAGUAGACCGUCCAUGCUGACGCUGUGGAAAAAUCUGGCAAGGACAAGCUUCAUUGUUUUGCCCUUGUUGCUGUUCGCCUUGAUUCCAAUGUGGCAGCGACUACGAAUGCCUGCGUCCCUACCUGGACCAUGGGAGAUGUUCAUUCAUAUAGGAUUUGGGGUCCUUGUGAACGAGGUGCUGUUCUUCUAUGGCCACUGGCUAAUGCAUGCCAACAAGUACCUGUACAGGCAUAUCCACAAGAUCCAUCAUGAGUUCAAGGCACCAAUGGGACUAGCGGCAAUCUACUGCCACCCUGUUGAAUUCUUCCUCUCCGAUCUCAUGCCACUCGGAGCGGGCUUGUUAGCUGUUCGGGCGAAUGCCUUCACUGGCGUAGUUUGGAUGGCGUUUGCCGUCAUGGCGACGCAGACGCAUCACUGUGGCAUCAGAUGGCCUUGGAUAGAUUUCUUCUCUUUCCAGGCCGAGGCACAGCCAAACUUCCACGACUUUCAUCAUGAAAAGUUCAACGUCAACUACGGCGCCAUGGGCUGGCUUGAUGAUUUGCAUGGCACAUCCUGGGACUGGAAGAAAGAUUUCUGGGGAAGACGUGGCGCAGAUCAGCCUGCAGCAGCGAAGGCUGCCUAG
Molecule: messenger RNA, 2955 nt
Organism: Symbiodinium pilosum
Lineage: Eukaryota; Dinophyceae; Suessiales; Symbiodiniaceae
Source: the annotation of a GenBank genome assembly